This is a messenger RNA of Acinonyx jubatus (cheetah), 2360 nucleotides long. RefSeq names its product 3-hydroxyacyl-CoA dehydratase 4 (gene HACD4). Gene Ontology annotation, cellular component: endoplasmic reticulum membrane. Gene Ontology annotation, biological process: sphingolipid biosynthetic process; fatty acid elongation; very long-chain fatty acid biosynthetic process. Gene Ontology annotation, molecular function: 3-hydroxyacyl-CoA dehydratase activity. The record is from RefSeq and is a predicted model, not a curated record. Bases 120 to 809 code for a protein of 229 amino acids. The transcript has 7 exons. Lineage: Eukaryota; Metazoa; Chordata; Mammalia; Carnivora; Felidae.
UGCUGAGUGUGGCGAGGCCCCGCCUUUCCGGGCCGGGCUUUGGCCGCCGGGCCGCCCCUCCCGGGCGGGCGCGCCUUCCCUGACCGCGCUGGAGGGCCUGGCGGCGGCCCGUGACACCCAUGGCGCUGCCCGCCUGGCUGCAGCCCAGGUAUAGAAAGAACACCUAUCUUUUCAUCUACUACCUAAUCCAGUUCUGUGGCCACUCAUGGAUAUUUACCAAUAUGACAGUCCGAUUCUUUUCAUUUGGAGAAGAUUCCAUGGUUGACACUUUUUAUGCUAUCGGUCUUGUGAUGCGCGUUUGCCAAUCCAUUUCCCUCUUGGAGUUGCUGCACAUAUGUGUCGGCAUUGAACUAAACCAUCUCCUUCCUAGGUUUCUGCAGCUCACAGAGAGAAUAAUCAUCCUCUUUGUGGUGAUCACCAGUCAAGAGGAAGUCCAAGAGAAAUACGUGGUGUGUGUUUUAUUCAUCUUUUGGAAUCUAUUGGAUAUGGUUAGGUACACUUACAGCAUGUUGUCAGUCAUAGGAAUAUCCUAUGCUGUCUUGACCUGGCUCAGUCAAACGCUGUGGAUGCCGAUUUAUCCUUUGUGUGUUCUCGCUGAAGCAUUUGCCAUCUAUCAGUCGCUGCCUUAUUUCGAAUCAUCUGGCACAUACUCCACGAAGCUGCCUUUCGACUUAGCCAUCUAUUUCCCAUACGUGCUGAAAAUGUAUCUCAUGAUGCUCUUUAUAGGUAUGUAUUUUACCUACAGUCACCUUUACUCAGAAAGAAGAGACGUCCUCCAAGGCUUUCCCGUUAAAAAGAAGAAAGUGUGAAGCACGGCGCUCUGAUGUGACAAGAGAAAACCCAGGCUUGUGGAUUCGCUGCAGUAAACGGCACCGUGGCGGAAAAACACGUGGUACUUGACAAAAAAACCCACGAUGGGAUUGCUCUCCUCAAACUUGAGACGUAUCACGGCAGUCUCUUAUCCUCGCAUGUUUUCAAAACACGUAUUCUGUGCAAGCUACUUCACCAAAGCUGUGGGUUUUAUACAAGUUAAAUUUACAUCGUGGGAAGCCUGGUUAUUUUCCUGUAAGGUUAACGAGACAUAGGAGAGGGACUGGGAUAGACUUAGUUGAAUUGAGAAACCAAAGGUGUUAGCGGGAAUUGUAUCUGUUAACAUCUCUCUACAUUUUUCACUUCGGAGUUCCCAAAUAGCAAGUCUGCAGGAGGGCAUCGAUGUGAAAUAUGUUUUGCAGUUGUCCAGGAAAAAACUGUACAGACAGAUGCCCCGCCAUCGCCACGGUUCACACCAUUUUACACAUUAGACACGCUUAGGAAAUGACACGUGUUCCAAACCCUGGAAGAAUAUUCACUAAUAUUACACAAGGUACUUGGACUUUGAUCCUUAAAAGAGGACCCUGAUGAAACAGAAUAGAUCUUAGAUAAAUAUACAAAUAAUGCCCCAUAUUUCUUUCCUGAAAAAAAUAAUGAGGCCAUAUCCAUACCUUGUAGGGACAUAAAAGGUACAAAACUAUAAUAAUUUUGAAGGAAACAAGGCAACUAAGAACUAGUGAUGUUUCAGAUUACUGAAUUAUUAUUGCUAAUUACUAUGUCAUCACUUAGAGUUUUGAAAACUUUUCUUUUGAAGAUCUAAAAUAUUUGUGAAUAAUUGACUAAUAGCAUCAUCUCUGUAACACUGGUAUAUCAUUCACUUUUCUUGAAAGAAUUCUAGAAUCUUCUGAUCCAGUAGCCAUAGAAAAAGGGAAUAAACAUUUUGUGACAUAAAAACCAGGUAGUAAAAACAUAGUUACAAAAAAAUUGGUCAUCUCAUUUCCACUAAAUAAAACAUUUAAAAAGUUGAGUGUUAAUAAAGAUAAUUGCCAUCUUUACAAAUUUAGUAUCCUAUUUGGAAUCUCAAAAUAAGUAUAAAAACGAUCCUUUUAAAAAUCUAGAUUUUGUUUCUAAUGUUGCUUAUUUUAAAAAAUUUACUGAAAGCUCUAGCGCAGGAAGAGAACAGAAUCCCUCUGCAAACUUUGGGUGAUUCAGUGUAGCUUCCUCUCAAUUAAGAUCACUGAAAUACUAUUUACAUCUAGAAUCACUGAAGAGCAGAGUUGUAACAAUUACAGAAACUACAUUUUGUUAUUAAAUACUACUUUAAUUUCUAAACCAAAUGACCUUAAGAACCUGCAUACUUCUUAAAAUAGAAGACUGACAAAGAAACACAAGGAAAUUUAGAAUUAUGGAUUGACAAUUUCAGGUCUGCAACAGUUGAAACCAAAAUCCAUGACUCCUUUGGUGACCCAGUCACAGUUGUUCUUGUGGUUGGUUGCCUGUAUCCAUAAUUGAGAGAAAUACUAAAUUUCGUUAGAGAUUAGUAAAAAUAA